GCGUACUUUGUCUAUGUAUGUAAAUCUUUAUUAAUCCUCAUAUGGGGUUACAAAGUCUAAUUAUAAUUCGUCGCCACACUAUCUACACAAACACACACACCUCUGCAUCCUAACUCUUAUAUCUAAACUUACAACUAAUUCUUACAACUAACUUAUGCCUAACUUACAUAUCUAACUCCCUACUAUCUUUCUUUUUCUCCACCUCUCCCUCAUCUCCUCCCAGCAUCUCCUUGCAAUUACUUCUUCUCCUUCCUCCAAUCUCCUCUCCCAGGCCCUCUUCCCUGCUCUCCCUCUCAACUUCUCUCUCCCAACCUCCUCUCUUAUCAUGUGUCCUGGUGUCCUCCUCUCCACCCCCAUCGUCCACCUUACAAACCUCUUUUAAAUUCUUUCCAACUCCUCCCUCUCCUUUCAUCCUCAAAUCUCCACUCCAUACCUCAUCACUGUCCAUAUUAACCUAUUAAACAGCCAUAAUCUUCUUCUCUAGUCCCUCCCCUAUAUUCUCUUCCCUAUCCCUCACACCUCCCUCAUCACCACCGACAAAACGUACUUUGUCAUCGAACGACAAUCUUAAUGAUAUCCUUAAUAACGAAUAUUUCAAUUAUUUUGCUGAAUCGACAGAGAAGUAUCGUAUUAUUUGUCGCUAGAGACAUUCUACGAUAUAGGUGAAAAAUGACGAAAUUCAUGAGCAAUAAGGCAGCUCUAGAAGAUAUUGAUAACCGGGAACCAGUCAUGAUCAAUUCCGGUAUUGAAGAGUUUAUGACUCUAAGAGAUUCAGUAGAAAAUUCUAAUAAAAAUGUAAAUCACUGGAUAAAUCAAACGUCGAAAUUGGUUGAGAGUAAUCGUAAUAUCGAAAUAAAUUACGAUAAAUUAAUGAUGAAAGUAUCUGACAUUAAUGAACGAAUGUCGGAAACUACGAGAAUGUGCACUAUAAAGAAGCAAGAAUUGGAAGAUCUCCAACAUGCAAGGAUGAUCUCAUCACGUAAACAGUGGAAUGAUUGUUUAUCAGAAAUAGGGAACUACGCCAAUAAUUUUUGUCAAUGGAUAACUGAAUAUUGCAGUGACGUUUUGACGAAGGAUAUCGAAAAUUAUCAUGAAGAAUGUAAGAAAGUUAGUGACGACCUUGCAAUUUUAAAACAAGAACUUAAUGAUAUAAAACGGGAACAUGAUUUAGAUUAUGUUGAAGCUAAUAUGGAUAUUAAGGACUUAUCGAAUCUUGACACUGUAAUAUCUGAUAUUAAGUACGGUAAUAAUAAUCUAAUGCGCACUAUUAGAUUGACGGAGAAUUCCUUGAGUAAGAUACAGAACAAAAUAGAGCAGUGCAAAGUUGCAAUUAAUAAUUAUGAGACGAAAAAGAAUACUAAUACGUUUUAAGUAUAUAAAUAU
Molecule: messenger RNA, 1383 nt
Organism: Odontomachus brunneus
Lineage: Eukaryota; Metazoa; Arthropoda; Insecta; Hymenoptera; Formicidae
Exons: 5
Coding region: 670-1371 (233 amino acids)
Source: RefSeq, a predicted model, not a curated record